AGUUUAUUAUGUGGUGCUAAGUGUAUAGGUAUAGUAACUUGAAGGGGAUUAAAAACUACAAUCUAAACCACGAAGCUUAACUUCUCAUUUUGGCGGCAUGGUUGUUGGGACGUUUUUUGUUCUUACGUAGGAAGAAGGUGGGAGUAUAAUCUGGGAUGAGGGGGCUGGGUUUUAGCAGUGGAGUGGAGUUUUGGUUGUGUGUAGGUCUUGGAGCUUGACAUAUCGGGAAAACUGCUGUAAAGAGAGCCGUUGUCAAGAUGUCUGACAACGAAGAACAAGAACAGACCAUCGUGGAGGACUUGGUUGUCACCAAGUACAAAAUGGGAGGUGACAUCGCCAACCAGGCCCUGCGUGUGGUGAUUGAGGCGGCCAAGUCAGGGGUUUCUGUCGUCAACCUGUGUGAGAAGGGAGAUGCCCACAUCAUGGUCGAGACUGGCAAGGUCUUCAGGAAGGAGAAAGACUUAAAGAAAGGCAUUGCCUUCCCUACCAGCGUCUCAGUCAAUAACUGUGUUUGCCACUUCUCUCCCCUGAAGAGUGACCCUGACUACACACUUAAAGAUGGGGACCUGGUCAAAAUUGAUCUUGGAGUCCAUGUUGACGGCUUCAUCUCUAAUGUAGCUCAUAGUUUUGUUGUGGGAGCUACUAAGGAGGCUCCAGUGACAGGGAAGAAAGCUGAUGUGAUCAAUGCAGCUCACAUGUGUGCGGAGGCAGCCCUACGCCUUGUCAAGCCUGGCAACCAGAACUCAAAGGUGACGGAGGCAUGGAACAAGAUUGCUCAGUCAUUCAAAUGCACGGCCAUUGAGGGUAUGUUAUCUCAUCAGCUGAAGCAGCACAUCAUCGAUGGAGAGAAAACCAUCAUUCAGAACCCCACAGACCAGCAAAGGAAGGACCAUGAGAAGGCGGAGUUUGAGGUGCACGAGGUCUACGCUGUGGAUGUCCUGAUCAGUACUGGUGAAGGGAAGGCCAGGGAUGGAGGCCAGAGGACCACAAUUUACAAGAGGGACCCCAGUAAGCAGUACGGGCUGAAGAUGAAGACCUCCCGCAUGUUCUUCAGUGAGGUGGAGCGACGCUUCGACGCCAUGCCCUUCACUCUCAGGGCGUUUGAGGAUGAGGCUAAAGCCCGCCUGGGCGUGGUCGAGUGUGCCAAACACGAGCUGCUUCAGCCUUUCAGUGUGCUCAACGAGAAGGAGGGAGAGUUUGUGGCCCAGUUUAAGUUCACAGUGCUGCUGAUGGCCAACGGCCCCCAUAGAAUCACCAGCGGACCCUUUGAGCCAGAGCUCUACAACUCAGAGCACGAAGUGCAGGACGCAGAGCUGAGGACUCUACUGCAGAGCUCAGCUAGUCGCAAAACACAGAAGAAGAAGAAAAAGAAGGCCUCCAAGACUGUGGAAACCGCUACUGGACAGCCAACUGAGGAGAGCAAAAAGGUGGCAGAGUAGAUGGCUACCUGUCUUCUAACACCCUGACACAUGCAUACACACACACUCACACCCCUCCCAAAGAAUGGAAACUUAAAAAGUGAAUCUAAAUCUUCCCCAACUGUUAGCUUUUUUUGACCCUCAUGCCCUUUUCUAGCAUAUGGCACAUUUGAAUGAAUCUGAUAGAUCUCAAAUCUGUUGAAAAUACAAUAUUGUGUCCCACAUCAUUCAGUUGAUUCUGAAUAAGAGUCACAUCUGUGUAACACGUUGUUGUAAACAACAUAUUUGCCAUUGAUACUUAACUGGAAUAUGAGAUUGGGGAAACACAUUUUUGGAAUAUGAUGGAUAAAUAACCUUUUGUAGCAGUGUUUUUACACCUUAUUGUUAGGUGAUGUAGCUACCUGACUUCAGGAUGGUUGCCAUCUAUAGGUGAAGUUUUAUAAACUUUCUAAAUUAAAAAAAAAAGUAAAUAAAUCAAGUUUUAAUUUAAACUGGAUUAUAUUUGUUGUAAAAUAAUGUUGGGUUGCCAGUCACACUUUGUAAUAAUUCCAAACCCUGAUAAGCUGACUUGGUACUUUCAUUGUACAUGAAGGAGACUGAGUUAGCCCCUCAAAUCUUUUGGCCUAGAAUCCUAUUUGGUUAAAGUGUUAGUUAUUCAAACAUGACAGAAUUGAACGGUUAGAGAACAGAAUUCUCGCACCAACACCUGAAUAGUUUAUGGGAACGAACCCUGCUACAUUUACUGCCAGCCUGGUAGGGGAUUUUUUUAGGAAAUAGUGCGCUGUUUUUCAGUCAAACAAUUUUAGAAAUAGGUUUUUAUUUUCAACGAUACCUCAUUUUUAUCAACCAUCUACUAACAUAUGAAACUUUUUAGUGGAGAUUUUAAACAGUGUCUUCAUUCAGAACUGCAUGAAAUCAUAUUUAAUGCAAACCCAUUAUUCUGCUAAGUAAGAUAUAUAAUUAUCUGGCAAAGCUACAUUGACAACAGUUGUAGUAGAAUGAUUUUAGUGACAGGUAAUUAGUUAGCUUACUUUUCUGUGGUAACUUUGCACACAUUUUUGAUGUAAUUGCAUACAAGUGUUUUUUUAAGCCAGCCAUCAGAAUAAUCUCCCCAUGUAGCCUAAUUUGGUCAGCUCAGACAUGCACAAAGAGUUCAUGUAAAUCAACAUACAGAUUCCCUGUGUUUUUGUUUUAUUUUCAGAAAAUGAAGAAAACAUUCAAUAAACUUUAUGAUACCA
Salvelinus fontinalis (brook trout) is the source of this 2656-nucleotide messenger RNA. Its product is annotated as proliferation-associated protein 2G4-like. The record is from RefSeq and is a predicted model, not a curated record. Bases 258 to 1439 code for a protein of 393 amino acids. NCBI's taxonomy places the organism in Eukaryota, Metazoa, Chordata, Actinopteri, Salmoniformes, Salmonidae. The transcript is spliced from 12 exons.